CCAACACUCACUCACACAAGCUACAGAUGGAACAGACAAUAGUUAGCAACAUUCGUUACCCCGCAUCCGUAUCCGUAACCACCUACACACCAAAACGAGCGUCCUUUAGAUUCACAAACAAAAUAGUUGCAGUAAGUGUGCACUUAGAAAAACUAUACCAGCACCUUCAUAUAAUAAAGAGUGUGUGUAAAUAUUAAUUAAAAACAAAAACAAUUUCCCUGGCACUCUCGCGUACAUCACCCAAAACACACACAUCCCUGCAUGUGUAUGAGCGAAGGUACUUGAUGGUGUUUGUAUACGUACAAAUAUACAAUUGCCAGUAAAAGUAUGCGCUAGCUCGCUCGUCUUCGUCGUUUUUGUCGCACAUCAAAAGGAAAUACAACAAUAAUAAACAAAUAAAAUGAGAAAUAUGGAAACAACACUAGCGCCGCCAGAAGUAGUGCGAAAAAUGUUUGCAUGUGCGUGUAAGUGUUCAAGAUAAAUGCAUGAAAUUGCAUUGUACACUGGUUCCAAGGACAACGAACAGACAAACGUGGACUUGCGGUGGGGUAAAGGCAACAUUUCUCUAUGUCAGUGUCAGCAGCAAUCUGAACAAAGUCAUCACAAACGGUAUCCUUCACAUCCUCUCUCAUUCGCUCGUGCUGUGCACUAUACCACUAUACUCGUGCCAACGCCACCCCACACCAUUCAUUUGCAUCAUCGUUCGCAUCUCCAAGAAUAACAAUUGUACGGUGUAGCGGGAAGUGCAGUAGUACCCAAAAGAAGGACAUUCCAAAGUAUACCCGUGUGUCAAAAAAUGCCAUAACAACAGCCAACAAUAACAACAACAGAUGCAACAUCAAGCAAAAGGGGGCAAAUAAACUCAAAUACAAACAAUCCAAACCUAGAGGACAUCAUUCUUCUCUCAUCACACUUUUUCUUGGUAGCAGUGAAAAUGCAUUUGUAUUUAGCCUUUAUAUUUGGCAUUUCAAUACAAAUGUCUAAAUUCGUUGCAGCGCGCUUCUGUGAAGGCGGUCAUAUAUGUUCCUUACCUCGAGAAUGCUGUACUCAAGGCUGCUGUCCACCAUACCAAAGUGGACCACGUCAACUGCCACCGCCCUCGGAGCACGUGCUUAAUUUAUUUUUUAUUAGUCAUUGGUUCUUUUGGUGUGUUGUGGUAGCAAUUAUUUUAGCCAUCCUCUGUGCCUAUUCUCUGUGGAAAAAACGUCGCACACUUUGCGGCUGGGGCUUCAACGAACAUCAUGCCCAAUCUGAAGGAGACUCAGCUGGCUCAUGUUAUGCUCCUCCACAGUACAGCCGUUGCAAUUCAUUCCAUCAUCCGCCACCACCCUAUACAGAGGUGACCUCGAAGCCUGACCUCUACCCAUUGGUGUUCACUUGCAAUAGUGAUAAUGGGAAAAAUGGUUCCAGUUAUCUCAUGGUUCAAUAUUUCCGCAACUACAUAGUGCGCCCAGCUGGUUCGCUGUCGGCAGCAAGUACCGUAGACUCGCUAAGCUCUAGUUUUAUAUGCAACAUCAAUGAAGCAAAUACUCUGGUACCACCGCCGUAUUCAAGGGCAGCCAGCCCGGAAAUUGGUUUCAGUUCUCACUUUCAGCAGCAGUACAUGAUGCCGCGUUCAGCAUCGCAGCUCGUGUGUCAAAAUGUCAGCAAUUCGAAUUUCAUAGGCAGCGGCGGUAAUGGAGCUGGACUGGUAUCUAGUGGGAACGGUCAAUUCGAGCUAAGCAACAGCCCACAAAUGUAUAGCAGCCGUUCCUCGAACACACACUAUGCCACAGUGACGGUGAAUGCAACUGUGAAUCGCCUGAAUAGCAGUGCUACAGGUAGUGAUCGAGUCCGAGAAAGGGUAACCAACUUCAAUGGCAAUCAGCUUGAUUACGAAAGUACGCUCUCCUAUGAAGACGCGCCCGAAUCGGACGAACGCACAAACGAUAAUAUAAAUGCCAAUGUGAUAAAUUGUAGUAGUAGUAGUAACGACCUACGCACCUUACCCAAUAGCACCGGAUUUGUGCAGUCCCAAAGUGACCAACACUUCCGAUAUAUAACGAACAGCAACAGUAGCAUCAGUGAUAUUUUUGUAAACAAUAGUUGUGCAGCUGGAAUUGGUGGCGGUGGUUCAAACCGUCUACACAGGUCGGAGGAUUCGUCUAUUGUGGGCUCGAUUACCGGAGUUGGAGCCAGUGCGGCCGUGGUACAUCCUCAGGCUGGAGGAACACCAGUGAUUUACAGCAAUGGCUGCAUUAAGCCCAUCCCUUUGCACCGCGCCAGUACCAAUCCCACACAGUUUCAUGUAGACGCCUCCUCAAACCGGGAGGCGGUAUUGUACCAAUCGAAUAAUUCAAUAGGUGGUAUCUCAAUAACAGUUCCUACUGGAAUCGAAGAUUCGGCAAUUAUAUGUAAUGACAACGAAAUUAGAGACUUGCAGCUGUUGAGACGAAGUCUUGAAACCUGCUGCCAACUGCUGCAGCAACAGCAAAAAAUUCCCGCAGGUGGUUUUGCCCUGGGCGAAUCACCACUGCGGAUGAAUGAGCUAUCAAAGAAGUACAUAGAUGAGGGACUACUCCGCAGCUAUGUGACAUCGGGAACCUGUUCUGGCGUUAGCAGCCUGGCCAACAUUGGCACCCCAAGUUCACCGCCUCAAGCUACUAGCCCCACAGGCGAAGUAAAGGAAAUCCUUGACCAAAUCCGACAGCUGCAGGAAGGCGUUACCAAAUACGAAGAGGAUUUGGCUUUCCGUUCAGUUGGUCGACCCACUCUACAUCACACCCUGUCCUCGCCAGCCCCCACCGUGAAUCGAACUACACCACAUUUAGCUGAUUCAGGUGGAAAGCUUCAACGCAUCUCAACUAUGCCUGAACAACAGUCGCUUGCUGAAGCCGCCAAAGCCAAUAUUUUAGUAAAAUCAAUCGCAAGUAACUCACCCACAAACUCCAUGACUUCGGUGCCCUCUACAUCCUCUGUAUUGGUGGGCACUCAGCCCAACAAACUAACCAAUAGCAAGUCUUCGUUGAGUGGUGGCGGUAGUGGCAGCGGCUCGGCCAGUGCUAUUGGCGGCUUCAUAUUCUCGUCCUCAACGUCGAAGCGUCCCUCCACUCUGCAGCACAGUAAGAAACGUUUCUAUACAUCGAAACCACCCAACAAAGCUAUGUACAUUCCCAUGAUGGCCACCAACCAGGUGCCUACUAGCAGUCGCUGCACCAUGCUUAAGAGUCCUGUGACCAGUGUAGUAAAUUCCAAUUUCUUUACGAACCGUGGCAAUCGACAACGCAAAUGUUGGAUUUCCAGAUCGGCUCCGACCACACCUGCCACGCCCCUUCCUCCCAGCUAUAUGGAUGACGAUAGUCCUCUGCUGAAUGAACAAGACGAAGAUCAAGAGGGAGAGCAAAACGCAGAAAUGGAUUCUUAGUUUUCUGCAUCAAAUCCAUUAAGGAAUUUUAAAACAAGGUCCAAAUAGAUAAUGUCAGAUUAUAUCGAGUUACAGAAACAUAAUUUUUUUGCAGCCAUAUAGCUCUUGGAAAGUUAUGUGAAAUUUAGAAUGGUAUGAGCUUCAGUAUUGAUGACACAGUAAUCAGACUGCACUCCACAUUUGGGAUUAGAAUGGCAAGGUAUUGAGCAUAUGCAUACCCAUGAAAAUCGUAUUGAGAAGAAGAGAGAAAUGAAAAUGUAAAUUAUACAGUGAGGUCCAUCUGUUAUCCAUUUAGUCCCUUUUAUCAACGUACCCAUGGACUUUUCCCAAAUUACUGUUGAGAAUCCAUUUUUAAAGGGUGUCGCCAAAAAUUUUGUGCUGAGAGUAAAUUUUUAAUAUGCGUUUUACCUUGAGAGAAAUUGAACAACUAAAAAUGCUUGUAACUCCUUAGGUAGUUUUCGUAGGUCGGUCUAAGAUCGACCACAAAGAACUUGCUCAAGCGAUCAACAUGUGUUCCUUGUGAGUAGUGAGCCACGUAUACCUCUUCACAUCUGCAUCUUGUAUAAUCUUCUCUAGCAGGAUAUUAAAGACAUAACGCUUGUCUCUCUGUAUGAUAUCUCAUUUCGUAUUGAACUCUUCUACUAUUCAAUAGUCUUUCCUAUUCUAACUGACGAACGUGUAUCCGUAAGCGUUAUCGUAUUAAAUAGCCUUAAACGCAUAGCGUUUUGAGCAAAUUGAGCGCUGAGCUGGCUGUCCUCGGUAUUGCGUAUUCGUUACUAUAAACUCUACGUGAUAAAAACGACUGUAAAUAGGGGAGCAUUUGUGGCAACAACUAUCUACGGACGGUUAUUCUACCUAGAGGUGCAAAUAAGUUUGGAUACGAGCCAGGAGUGGAUGAAACUUGAUGCGGAUGCAAGCUUAGUGCGAAUGCGAGCUAGACGCGAAUUUAAGUGCGUUUCCCUCAAGAAACGUAGCAAAUGAGGGGAGAAGUCGCUCGGCUAGAAUGUUGUAGCACUCGGCCAACUCUUCGAAUCGCUGUAGGAAUCCUGAUAAGACCCCCUUGGUAUAUUCUGUAUCGCUUAUAGCGCUACGUUAAUUCUAUGCUUCGCAAUUCUUUCCACUUUUACUUCAUCUUCUAUGUCUCGUAGUGAGUUUUCGGGUGACGCUCACAUCCUUUUUGUUCGGAUAUGUUCGCUACGCUGUUUUCUUAGGUGAUCUCCAGUUAAACCUUCGGUGGCCAACCCUAAUUUUUGGCUCUGUUCAAGGAGUUGGUCGCGUUUGAGUAAGUAAAUCCAGCUGAGAGAUUCUGGGCCAAGAUUUGAGGCAGGUUCGGUGUUUCUGCAGUGCGUAUUAGCUUCGGGUCCCUGCUCGGGCGCCAUUUGUAACGUGGUAAGGUUUAGUCGCCUCCAAUUUCAUCCUAAGGACCCAUUAAUAUUAAGAGGUAACACAAGUUAAUUAGAAUCGAGGUCUGACGAUAAGGUGACUUUAUUGGUUUAAUUUAGUGAUGGGCACUAAAUACCACUAUUGAAAAAACCAAACUGUGUUUUUGUGAGUAUCAUCAAACAUGAACUAAUGAAAUAGUUUUAAAAUAGAGUCAGCCGAACGAAGCAACAGGAAGUUGUUUACCCUGUACGCGUACGACCGCAUUCCCGCGGGCAUAGGAAUUUAUGCGCGGAUGUGUAUGCUGCCCAUCUAUGGUUUAAUCCUAUGUUACAAUGUGCUUGCACUAUAUAUGUGUGUGUAUGACAAUGUGGCGAAGGGUGAGUAGGUUGUCGUCUUCGGCAAUGGAGAGGCCCUCGCAAGUUCAUGGCCCCCUUAUUGCUGCUUCUCUCCGAUGCAGUUGCCGAAGGCAGGCGAUAUAUUGUUGAUCGGUAAUUUUUGGUGGGCGUUGAUGCGGGCUCGGCGGGUGUAAUUUCGAUGUUGGGCCACAAGUUAUAGGCCUCUUAUUGAUGCUCUGUAGAUGACGAAAAUAUGGUAAGUGUCGACCUCUCCUUCUUAAGUCCUUUCUUAGAUCUGACGCAGUGUGAAUAUGGUAGAUUUACCACAUUUAAAGCCGCAUUGAUAGGGCCCAAAUAUCUCCUUGACUUUAGAUUUUAAUCUUUCACACAGUACACUCGAGAGUAUCAUAUAUGUAUACUUCCUAUCAGUGUGUCACCUCCGGUCUGUAAUAAUUCAGGUGGCAACCCAUCGAUUCCUCUUGCCUUAUUGGUAAUUACUACUAGUUGGACCAGAAGACAAACCAUUAUUAGGGAUUUCGCAGAAUUUUGGGACAGUGAGUUGUGUUAAGCCCUUUGAUAUCUCUCUGCAAUUUGGCCCAGAUCGGUCCAGUUUGAAUAUAGCUGACAUAUAGACCGAUCUCUCGAUUUAAGGUUUAGGGCCCAUAAAAGGCGCAUUUAUUGUCGGAUGUCGCCGAAAUUUGGGAAAGUGAGUUGUGUUAGGGCCUUCGACAUCCCCCUUCAUUUUUGCCCAGAUCGGUCCAGUUUGAAUAUAGCUGCUCUCUCGAUCGAACCCAUAAAAGGCGCAUUUAUAAUCCGAUUUCACUGAAAUUUGACUCAGUGACUUAUGUAAGGCUCUACGACAUCCGUGUCGUAUAUGGUUCAGAUCGAUCUAUAUUUGGAUAUAACUACCAAAAAGACCAAUAUUUAGCUCUACAAAAUUGAACAAUGACUUAUACUUAUUAGACCACACAAUGUUCGUGACGAAUUUGGUCCAAGUCAGACCAUAUAUCCUUUUAGCUGCUAUGGGGGCAUAAAUUAUGAUUUUUCGGCGGAUUAUGACGAAAGGUGGUUUACAUAUAUACCCAAGGUUCUGAGUAUCCAAAGUUCGGCCGGGCCGAACUUAACGCCUUUUUAUUUGUUUUUUUUUUAUUUCUUCUUAUACCCACCGUCAAUGGACAAGUUUGCAACAUCUACCAAUAUUCAACUCCAAUUAUAUGUAUUCUUGAUCGCCGUCUUAAUUGGACUAUAUCUUUAAAAAGCCCCCAUAUAUAUAGAUGUCCCGAUUUUACUUCUUAAGCCCCUAGAGGACGCAAUUCUUAUCCAAAAUUUCAGUCAAAUCAGACAAAAAAUUGCGGCUUCCAAGGGCUCAAGAAGUCAAAUCGGGAUAUCGGUUUAUAUGGGAGCUAUAUCAGGUUAUAGACCGAUUUGGACCGUACUAAGUACAUUUGUUCGAAGUCAUAGCAGAAUACUAUGUGCAAAAUUUCAGCCAAAUCAGACAAAAAUUGCGGCUUCCAGGGGCUCAAGAAGUCAAAUCGGGAGAUCGGUUUAUAUGUGAGCUAUAUCAAGUUAUAGACCGAUUUUACCGUACUUGGCACAGUUAUUGGAAGUCGUAACGGAACACCAUAUGCAAAAUUUCAGCCAGAUCGGACAAAAAUUGCGGCUUCCAGGGACUCAAGAAUUCAAAUCGGGAGAUCAGUUUAAAAGAGAGCUAUAUCUAAAUCUGAACCAAUGUGGCCCAUUUGCAAUCGCCAAUGACCUACAUCAAUAUUAAGUAUCUGUGCAAAAUUUCAAGAGGCUAGAUUUACGUAUUCGACCGCUACCGUGAUUUCAACAGACGGACGGACAUGGCGAGGCGUUCAAGAUUAUAUAUACUUCAUGGAGUCUUAGACGAAUAUUUCGAGGUGUUGCAAACGGAAUGACUAGAUUAGUAUAGCCCCAUCCUAUGGUGGUGGGCAUAAAAAUAUGUGUUUAAAGUGUUUUUUUAUGUUGUCGGAGCGGAGCGGUUUUUGAGAAAGGAAACCGCUCCGCUCUUGGUUUUAAAAAAUUACCUCCCGCUCGGGCAAAAUUAGGCCUGCUCCGCUCCUAAUAACUGGUCGAGUGGACCUUUUGCGCUUGCUGCUCGUGGUGGCUUAAUUUUACGUCCGUUAGACUUAAGAUAUUCUUCCUUCCUAUUUUAGAGUUUAGUUUGCUUGCAUGAUUUUAAUGCAUUGCGCGGGACACCAUUUAAAUGUUCAUAAAAUACAUCCUUGGUUUGUUCGUCCUUGUCUCCUGUCUGGGGAUGAGCCCAGAUAAGACUGAUAUAAAAGAAUUUGUCUAUAAUGCAGAUUGUGCCAAAUUCAUGUUUUGCCUAUGGUGCAGUCCGUCACCAUUCAAUGUUGUUGUUAUGCCUCUCCCAUUCCAUUGGACUUCCGGUAAAGCGGUAAUAUUGGCCUUGUACUCUUCCAUUACAUCCUCCUGCACCAUCUCGGUAAGGAGUUAACACAAUUUCAGAUGCAGAUCCUCAGUUCAUGGCCCUUAACUCGUUUGCGGGGUUCGUCAUACCUAUUUAAACAAACAAUUUUAACAGCAUUCCAGAAUAACGAGCUAUUGUGCAACAAAGAGAUUGUGCGAUCUGUACUUGAUAGCGUAGAACUUUAAGAAUUAACCCAUGCAUUGUAGUAUUUACUUAGAAUUUUUUUUAGUCUUAACUUUAUUUAAAAUAAUAAUUCUAUAUAUAUAGUUAUAUUGGUAAACAUAUUAGAUGAUGCUAAUGUAUGUGAUACAUAGAGAAAAAAAUAAUUUUUGUAAGUUGAGUACUAGCAUUCGUUUUGUGUUAACCUCGUUAGUUAAAUAGCUAUUACUAAAUAAAAAUUUGAUUGACAUUUCCAGAUAAACACAAAAGUUUGAGCAUUGCUUAAAUUCAACGAAGUUAGUUUCAAUUAUCGUGAAAUAAUAAAUAAUAAAAUUUGUAUAAUCAUGAAA
This is a messenger RNA of Stomoxys calcitrans (stable fly), 8082 nucleotides long. RefSeq lists its product as uncharacterized. The record is from RefSeq and is a predicted model, not a curated record. The transcript has 4 exons. Lineage: Eukaryota; Metazoa; Arthropoda; Insecta; Diptera; Muscidae. Gene Ontology annotation, cellular component: cytoplasmic vesicle membrane. The coding region runs from base 935 to 3403 and encodes 822 amino acids.